Molecule: messenger RNA, 30615 nt
Organism: Plasmodium coatneyi
Lineage: Eukaryota; Apicomplexa; Aconoidasida; Haemosporida; Plasmodiidae
Exons: 3
Coding region: 1-30615 (10204 amino acids)
Biological process (GO): pseudouridine synthesis
Molecular function (GO): pseudouridine synthase activity; RNA binding; protein binding
Source: RefSeq, a predicted model, not a curated record
AUGGAGUGCAACAUCCUGGAGGAAGACACAUUUCAUAUCAAGCAGCCGGAUGGCCUAUGCAAAGAAAACGUCACCGAGAAGAAUUACUCAGACGAUGACAAGAACACUUCCUGUUAUGUUAGUUACUCUUCCCCAAGUGAGGAGGACUACUUAGACAUGCAGUAUGCAGGUGUUCACGACGAAACGAAUGAGUAUCAAAAUAUUAAGUCCAGGAGUAUGCAUAAUUCUUACGAGACAGGAAAAUACAGCAGUAAGGACAGCUCCCUUUUUACCCCUUGGAAGCGAGAUGCUUAUUACAAGGGAAAGGAAGCAUCACUCAUACAAGCCUCUGGCAACACCAAUAUGGGGGACGUAAAGAAGUCUAACGGCUUCAUAAAAGCACACAGUGAAAAAAAGGCGAACAGUGCAGAUAGCCAAGUAAAAUACGAUGAUGAGCAUAUUAUUACAAAUCGCAUGAACAAGAAGAGAGGCACAUUCUCACAUUACAGCUUAAGUGAAGGCAGCGAGCUCCUACAGGCAGGUACUAUCCAGGACAGCUGGAAUUUUGUGGAUAGACAGUCACUGCCUGGAGGAGGGUAUGUCUUCUAUGGCUCAUCCUCGAAGAGUGAUGACUGUGAUGAGCGCUGCGAUGGGCAGUGCGUCGAGCAUAACGGUGAUCACAACGAUAUUUACGAUGACCUUUGCGGAGAUUUCCACGAGGAUCUGCGUGACGAUUUUCAUGACGACCUGCAUGAAGACCUACGCAAGAAGAGGCACAGGCGGCAGGGGAAAGGUCACCAGGGGAAUGAUCAGAACCGAACGGUGAGAAACACCAACCCAGACAGAGUAAUCAACGAAGAGGUACACUCCCCCGGUGAUGACUCUGCUGAAACCCCCCCCGCCAGUGUAACGAACCGUAGUAAAACAAACAUUAAAUCACCCCUCCUCACGGGUAGCACUAACGUAAAAAGAAGCAAUGACCAGAAUGAUCACAUGAACGUAUUAAGUGCCAACGCAUACAACACCUGCCACAGCUCAGACAAUGAGAAUUGUAAUGACUACAAAAAUAUGGACGAUGAUAGCUGCAGUAGUGCUGACUGCGGGUAUUACGGAGAGGUGAUUUCUUCGCUGAGUGCGAACCGGGAGGAUGGACUGGACAGUAAUUACACCUUCGAUGAGUCCAUAAAUGUCAGUGCAGAAUUCUUAUGUGAUGGUGACAAGGAGGACGGAGCUCUCUUUGUUCAUAACAACUUCAGUUGCAACGAAGGCGAAUUGGUUGACCAAGCGGGGACCAAUUCGACCGCAAAUAGGUCCCCUAGUGAAAAGGCCAUCCCCACCACGGCUACCGGAGCGGCCAUAGAUCGUAAUGCUAGUGUGAAGGGUACUUCAGGUGCAGCUCGUUCCAAACGUAUGAGCAAAGGUAAAGACACUGAACGGGAGACUCAUCAACACAGUGAGCAAAGUGGUAAGGGAGACGAAAGUGUUACCAGCUCGUCCUCCUCUCCACUUUAUUCCAACCCACGUGAACACAACAACGCAUCUUACAGUGACAAUCAGAACAGUAGUAAUGAAAGGGUAAAAGAACAUUUCUGCAAAGGUGCCAAAAUGGAGACGAUGCAUAAGGAAGGAGUAUUUACCACACGGAACCCACCAGGAAGGAGAAACAAAAAGAAGGAGAACAACGAUCCGUUAGAUGAAGCGUCAACAGGCAGUACCACCUCGAAGGAACAAACAGAACAUACUUCUACAUGUCAGAAGAAUCUUCCCAAUUAUGAUACAAAUUCUGUUAUUUUAAAAAAUGGUAGCCAAUCAGGAAUGGAAACUACCCACGGUGAAUACAGCAACAGUGAGCCUCUUCAUCCAGUUCACUCCGUUCGCGCAGCAGAACAGGAGGCGAUGAAGAAGUGUUCUCCAAAGGAUGCACCGAAAGAGGAAAAUGAAGCAGAUUCAAAUGAAGCAGAAAAUGCACAGGAAAAAGAACAGAAUAGUGAAAAGAAUCAGCGAAACGUGUUAAGUGACGGGAACCUACUAAAGCUAAUAUUGCACUGCUCCAAAAAAAAGAACCCCAAGGCAGUCGGAAUGGAAGACAAAAUAAUUGAAAAUUUUAUUAACACGCAGAAAAAGGCCUUUGGUUUUUAUUUGCAGAAGAAUCUAACUAAUGUUUGUGCAAAGUGCAAAGUGGAGAUGCAGUUAUCAGGUUGUGUCUUCCUUUGCGUCGAAUGCAUGAUCAGACAGAUGGACGGGAGGACAGAAAAGAAGAAGAAGAAUCUGUGGGAACCUCCAAAUGUUGGGAAUAGUGAAUUAAAAAAAAUUAAUUCCUGCAUUUCUAACUUUUUCAACGAAGUGGAUCAAGUGGAAAAAAGGUUUGAGUUGACUGAUGAGAAUAUUGUGCAAAUAUUUCGCGAAGUUAGGAAGUGCAAUUUGUGGAAGUCGGAGAAAAACAUGUGCACGGUUUUCCGUAGCGUUUUUAAGGUCCCCGGGGGGAACGACAAAAACGAGGGCAGUUGUGACAAACGUGACGACCAAAGUGACAACAGUUGUGACGCCCAGAUUGACCUGCCAGAGGAAGAUGUGCUCAGAAAAAUCUUCAAAAACAAUUUUGAGAAAUUUAUCAGUCUGCAUAAAAACGGCGAAGCGAUAAGCCAAAGGACACCAAAUGAUGACAAGGUCAUUUCUGCGGAUAGUGGACCCAAAACGGAAGUGCAAAAAUUUUGCUGCUUCGUGAAGAAAACCAAAACGGAGAAAAAGUCCAGGAAGGGAAGGAAGAAGCCCCAUUUGAUUGGCAAACGGGACAAGGUGGUGAAGCGUCUGUUCAAAUUGGGGCACCUCCGUGAGCCUCUGCGAAGAGUUCAUGCUUGCCAUUACUAUUGGGUACGUGGGGAGAUGACCGGACGUGAAACCAAGAUUGUGUUUAAGGGAAGGUGCAUUGCAAUUGGUGCAGUUCGAAGUGUGGUGCGAACGGGGAAGGGCAGCCCUAGCGGCAUAAGGAGAGGAAUAUCAGACACAUUGUCCCUUCCCAUGCGAAGCAUCAUGGGUGAAGGAAUGAACGAAAACGGAGUAAAAGACGGCCUAAGGGGCAACUGCAGAAACAGAAGGAAUUUCGACGCCCCAGAAUUAUCACCACAAGAGGAUGAACAAAUUCACAUCAGCCAUGUGAGAAGGACCCUCUACAACAGCCCCAUCGCUGGAAUGGCUCCCCAACCCAGACAGACCGCCAACGGAGCACCAAAUGGGAAUGGAAAGAGUGACAAUGAGAGCAAUCAGGGAGAAGGAAAACGAUUUAACAGAAAUAAAAGAAAUGCUAAUAGGCGGGAAGGGAAGAAGGGCCAUACUGGUAGGAGGGGGUACGUACCAGCGGGGGGAAAUGGUGGAGAUGAUCGCACGGAUGAUGAAAGUGAUUUCCACAGUGAGGGAGACGAUGACUACAAUGAUGACUACAACGAUGACGAGGAAGAUGAUGAAGAGGAUGAGGAAGCCGAAGAGGAGGAUGACGAAGACAGCGAGGAAGAAAAAAGAAAAAAGGGCAAGAAAUCAAAGAAAACACGGAACGAUAUAGGUUGCUGUGGGAACCUCCGAAAAAAGAAGCACAAACAUGACGAAGGAAGGGACCACAGGGAGGAGUGCCCCAAGAGAAGAGAAAAACUGAUGAGCAUGCGCAGCAGGAGAAAGAAGAAAAACAAAAUGCCGCAGAACCUCGACUCCAAAAGUGAUGAAAACUCAGAUGUGACGAAUGAAGAUGUUUUAGACAACUUUAUUAGUGACAUUAAGAAGGCCAAUCGUAGCCACCACAGUCAGAAGAAACUAAACCUGUGUGUGAGGGAAAAUAAAUUUAAGUGUUAUUACCACCUGCCCAGUAUAGUCACACAGAAAGUAAUUCCACCUCUGAUUGUCCCACUGAACAAGAAAUAUACAAAUUUAUUUUAUGAGCUAAGAACUCAUGAUUUCAUUAACAUAGAAACUAUCGACUAUUACAAGUUGUUCAUGCUGAAGAAGAGCAUCUCAGACUUCCACAGUGGGAACAAGUGCCUGACGAAUGUGUCUGAGGGGGGAAACGACGACCCCCAAGUGCUCGCCCGGAGGAAGUUCUUCCACAGUGAUCGUAGCAGCAGUAGUAGCAGUGACAGUGACGUUGCCAAUCUGGGAAAUCGUGACAAUCGUGGGAAUCGGGACCAGCGUGAUCAACGUGAUCAACGUGACCAACGUGACCAACACGACCAACACGACCAGCCCGAUGGAGUGAAUACGAACGACGGAACGCACAACAGCAGCGGCAACAGACGAACGACCAUUAAACACAAGAAGAACAAUGAGCUGAUCGAGCUGUAUAUCCCCAACUUUUGGAGAAGCAUAAAAAGUGUAAACGAAAUAAAAUCCGUCACUACGGGAAACUCCGACGAUUUUUACUUCAAACUGUUAGUGCACCCAAGGGGAAACUCAAACGAUGAUAAUUACUUGUCCGUUUAUUUAGAAGUGAUAAAACAGGACUUCUAUCCAGCCGAGUGGGUAUUCCCGAAUGUGCGUUUCCAACUAACGGUGCAUAAUUUUAAGUCGAAGAAAAACUCCAUUUCUUCAUGGGCUUAUUGGUCCUUUACAAAUAACUCCCUAUCGAGGGGAUGGCAGAAAAUGAUAAACCAUUCCAAAAUAAGUAAGUCCAUGGGAUUCUUGGAUGAGACAGGUGGACUCUUAAUAAAGGGAAAAGCGGAGAGGUCUUUCAAGGAGCUGUGGUCCAAGUGCAUUCAACAUACCCCCAAGUAUAUUUGGAGUUACAUUCCGGAGAAAAUUUACGAAAGUUUUGAGAAUAACGAUUUGCUAUUUCAGUUUCUGUUUCAGAAGGGUUACUUCAAGAAGUGCAAGUACGUGCGUAAUAAGGGCGCACGCCACCGCAGCAGAAGCAGCAGUAGUUCUAGCGGUGGUAGUAUCGAUAGUGAUGAGAACGACAGUAGCGGGGGUAACGAUAAGGAGGUCGUCCAUUGGGCUCGAACAUCCAACAGCAGGGGGAAGGAAAUGCUCGAGUAUGCCAAGAACUACCUCCUAAACAGAUAUGCCAUCGAUAUUUACAACUUCAAUCUUUUCUGGACCCCCCAGUUUGUGAAAAAAUACCUGAACAGUUCUGAAGAUUCAGAGAAGUGGAAAAGAUCCUUUCGGGAGAGUGUACAGAGGAUUAUUCGCAGAGAUGAGGGGGAGAGACAGAUAAGUGACGACGUGAAUGACGAUAAUGGAAACGAUGGUGAUAACAAUGGUGGUGACAAUGUAAAUGUGGAUAACCGUGAUGACGCACACGAAUCGGGAGAAAUUGAAGAGGACAGACUGAAAGAAGAAAAUGAGAACACACUAAGCCUGAUCAAGUCCGUAUAUAGCAACAUGCAGGUGUAUGAAGGUCUGGUCACGAAGAACAACCUGAAUGAACUGAAGAACAUAACCACGCAGGAGGCAGAGAAGAACGACACAACCGGCAAGGAGGACCUCUCUAUAGACAACAGGAAGUACAUACUCUCCCUAACGAAUUACAUCGUCCCCGUGGUAGAAUCCUACAACGACAAUGACAAUCUUUCCAUCCUAGUGAACUGCCUGUACAACAUAGAGCUCUUCAAAAUCAUGGUCCUGAAGUAUAAGGCAAGUCUGUACAACCGCAUUUUUUCUAAAUAUCUAAAAAGUCGAAGGAAGGAAAAAAAAUUUAAAUUAAAUUAUGUGAUGAAAAAGUAUGGAAUAGAGAUGGACGACACGAAGAAGGAAAUCGUUGAAAAGAUACAACAAUUUAAUAGAGAGAAAAAAAGUUACCAAUUGAGUGAGUCAGAUUUGAAACAUACAGUUUUGAAUAGCCUGGAGAUGAUCAACGAGAAGGUACAGAAUUUCCUCACCCUUAUAGAUGAAAAAAUUUAUUACCUUAAUAAUGUAAGCAGUCGUGAGAGAAGCAAUGCAUAUGAGGAUCCACAGGGGGAAGUACAACAACCACGUGAUAACGAACCCACCGACGUGGAAACCAUUAACUACAUACACUCGUUACAAGCAUCCAAGGAAGAGGAAAAUAACAAAACACAACAAGCUGCUAAUAUGAACGUUUAUAUUAGCUACAUCAACGGGAAAAUUAGCUACGCCAACGAUUGUAUGUACAGCCAGGGUAUGGACAAAUAUAACAUAAACUACCUUUGUAAUAUGAGCAAAGUGAAAAUGAGCAUACAGAGCAUUAACAGAAAUAUCGACCAAGUUAAUUUGAGCAUUGACAGGCUUCUUGAAUACACCCACCAGGAGGACGUACCCUUGUUGGGGGACAGCGGAAGCGACGUAGUGAUAAUCGACCCUGCCAGCGGAGCGGGUUCUACUUCCCACGUGGCUGACGAUGGGAACCCACGAUUGAAUGGAGCCGUCGAGGAAUUCAUUAACGCCUUUCACAUUGACCCCAAGGAGUGCCUCAACAAGGAUAGCAAGGAAGGCAAGCAAAGCGAAGAAGGAAAGGAAAACGAGGAAAGCCACGCGGAAGAAGCCAACGACCCAUCCGAUGACGACGCAAAUAAACGGGAACCCUAUCGAGUGAGAGACUAUAUCGAGUUUUUAGAAAACGACUUUAUCGAAGAUCCAAACGAACUGAAAAAUCUGUCUUACCGAUACACAAGCGAUAUGAAGUCUUUUAACAUGUUUGAGUUUUUUCGAAAAAACAACAAAAAUGUAAUCAUUGCUUUGCAGAGAAUUUUCAUUUGCAUGCAAAUGUACUCGCUCAUCCUAUGUGCCAAGAAAGGGAAGGAGGAUUUCCGGAAGGAUCAUUUUAACAAUUUUGAUAGGCUAUUCUACAAGGAAAAGGGGAAUCUCGACCUUACCGGCUCUGCUGGUGAUCUGUGUGAGACCAGUGUGGGUACCUCUGGUAGCGCUACCCAUUCGAGCAACACAUCUAUCACCAUGACGACCUCUCCAAAUAGUAAGAAGCGAAAACAUCGUAACUGCGAGGAUGAGAAGAAUGAAGACCUCUCUGAUGGGAAGAAAUAUUUAAGUAAAGAAAAUUCUGAGGCUGACAACUCGAGGAAGAGUUCCAAUUCGUUUUCGCUGUCCAACUCGGUGGAGGUGAAGGAGCCGCACCUGAAUGGGAAAGACAGUCAAAGUGGUAGUGAAGGCAAAACGGGAAUGGACGCUGGAAUGGAUGCUGAAAUGGGCGCUGAAAUGGGCUCUGAAAUCGACGCGGGAGUGGAUGCUGAAGUGGAUGCUGAAAUGGAUGUGCAGAUUCCCCCCCAGGGAGGCAGAACCAGCCAAGAAGAGGGAAGCGACAACCAGGAGCACAACGGGGAAAACCAAAUGAUAAGCAAAGAGAAAAAUGAAGAACCCCCCCACAUGCACAAUUAUAACAAUUGUAGAAAUAGCAGCAAUGAGGAAUCUCAAGAGAAGGAUGCCAAAUAUUUUUCCAACUUAGCUUUACACAAAAAGAAUUGUCUGUACUAUUACAAGAAUAACCUCUUUUACAACAUGCAGUAUUCGGAGGAUGAGUGCAACUUAACUCUCUCUGGGACGGACUACCCCAACAGAGGAAGAAUAAAUGGCAACAGGAAAAGAGUGAAAAACACCGUACUUAAUGUGUACAACAAGAACGAUAAUUAUUUGCAUUUAUUUAAGCCCCUCAUACCGAGCAUAAAGAUUUUACUUUUCAGUCUUAACAAGAUCCUUUUUAAUCAGUACAGAUGUAAUGAACCCAUCACACGGAUUCACGAACAGCUGUUCAAACGGAUCGUGUGCGAUGUAGUGAAGGAUAAGGUGAAGUUGAACAGGAAAAUUAAGAAGCUCAGGAAGCUCAUCGCUGAAUGUCCCGACGGCGAUAUGGUAACUGCUGACCAGGACAAAGUUAGUGAGAAGGCAGAUGGUAGCCACACCGAAAACAGUAGAAGGAGAAAACUGGAAAGGAGAGAAAACGAUUUGGUAGAAGAUCUGAAGGACCUUAGGAUUUUCGAAAAAAUGUGCUACGAGUUGUUCAACUUGAAAAGCAAAACGGAGAGCGAAAACGAAAGCAGCGAUAACAAGAUGGAGGCGAGUGACUACAGUGAGAGAUCCAAUGUCCAGAGCGAGAAUGAAGGAUACCCCAAGUUUCAGAGGUACCCAUCGAAGCAGGCAAACGACGUGGAGGACGACGAAGAGGAGGGAGAACAAGAAGCGAAACAAACCAAUAAGCCAAAACAAACGAACCAACCAAAGCAAACCAAGCAACAGAAGGAGGAACGGAUUAAUAACCCCCCCGCGGGCGAAAAAAGGCCAACAGGAACAGAAGCAGGAACCAACAACAGUAAGGAUAGAAAAGCGACUCAGAAAAAUUACGACACGGGAAAGAAAAAAAACGAAACAAAUUACAAAGAUGAGAACGAUUCGUAUGAGCCAAGCAACAACGGUAGUGACAACUUCGAGGACAACAAGGAAGAAGACUUUUUCACACAAGGGAAGAAUAAAGAUUCGGAUAAUUGCGAUAGCAAAGCGAACAAAAAUAAAAGCAUAAACUCUCUAAUUUAUAACAUGAUAAAUAAAAAAAAAAUGAACUUUUACAAAAAUUACAUCAUUUGUGAGAAGGACAUUUACAAGACGAUUGAAAAGUCGUCCUUCACGGAGAUUCCCUACGUCCUUUUCUUCUACAUGAAUUGUUUCAAAAAUUUAAGAAGGGGGGAACUCAUCGACAUACCGCUGUACCUGGACAUAUAUGAAGAUAUCGAAGAGGAGACGGAGAGGAGGGGUCAACACAAUGGCAAAGGAGAAAUGAGUGGACGGCAACGCAACGGCAGCAGCGGUAGUGCCAGUGCCAGUGUCAGUGGAAGUGUGAGCGGAAGUGCUAGUGGAAGCGCAAGUGGAAGUGGAAGUGGAAACAACCAUUAUAACAAGGAGGACAAAAGCAACUCCUUCUUUGGAAUAAAAAAAAAUGUGCAUGCGAAGAGGAAGAGUGAUGAAUACAAUGAGUAUAUAAUUACAUACCAUCUAUACGCCCUCAUCAUUUCAGAAAACAAAGAUAUGAGUAACAACAUGUGUGGAAUCCCUAGUUACAACAAACUCAGCGAUAUAGAAUUCAACGCAGGGAAUGAAGUGAAUAAUACAUCCUACUCCUACCUCAUCCUGAGACCCUACAUUAAAGGACCGUGGUUUAAAAUUUACAAAAAUAGGAUAACCAAAUUGAGACAGACGUAUGAAUUUAACGAAUGGAAGUGCCACAAGGAUUUCUACUGUUCCUGUUGCAUCUAUGUUAGUGACAAUUAUUACGACUUGAACAACCAACUUUGUCUGAAACAGCUCAACAUAAAGAAUAUUAACUUUCCGCUGUAUAUCCACACGUUGCGGGAGUUUGACGUAGAGGAGAAGGACAUUUUCGAGUUUAGCAAGAAGGACAAGGAGGACUUGUACGAUCAGCGUACUGUCCAGGGUGACGAGAAAAUGGAGGACCAGCUGAUUUAUGAGUUGCGUAAAGGGGGGGCUGCAGGCCACGGCGAUGACCAACCAGCAAACCAAUCUACCGAUCGAGUGGACAAGGAGAAGAAGGAUCCCCCCACCGAUGACAAACAUAAUCUGACAGAAGGAUGCAAUGACGAGGGGGAAGAUCCCAUCCCCCCUGAAGACACCCAACCGUCAAGUGAAGUGACACCCCCCCGAAUGAACCACACUGACAAAACACAUGCAAGCACAACAGAAUUAAAACUACAAAUAGUUACGCAAGAUGGAUAUUUUAGAAACCCAGAAGAUGGGAAGCUAAUCAAUAGACGGAACGCCGAAAUGAUGAAAAUGCUUCUGGAUCAGGCAGACUACCCGAGCUUCAUUACCAACACAGAGGGAAACCCAUUCAUAACAAACGAGAGAGACCUCAUACUGAACUCGCUAAAGGUUCACCACAGGAUGAUGAUAAAUGUGAAGGAUGAACUUUUUGAAGACGUAAUAAAAGUGGAGGACAACGAAAAUGCGGCGUAUAAUUACACCAUCAAUGGGAAGGCCAAAAUGUGCAUUGUCCUUAAUAAGAAUAGGAGCAGAUUAAAACAGAACAAGCACUUUUUCGACAUCAAGGGUAUAAUGAAAAGCUACGAAAAGUUCGACGAUAAUCAUAAUUUAAAUUUGUUUAGCAAUAACGUGUGUGAGAUGAACUUUGCACAUAACUUGUCCAGAGGGUUCGUCAUUUCGAAUGGUUUUUUCACUUCGGAGGGUGUGUAUUGGGCGAGCAACGAGUUGGCGCAGCAGGAGCAGAGAAGCGUGAGCGAUCCGAGGAAUGAGACGAACUUGCAAAUACAGAACGUGCAGUCACAAAAUGGGCAGUUACAAAACGGACAGAUGCAAAACGGACAGAUGCAAAACGCGCAGUUACAAGACACACAGGAGAUAAACGAAGGGGAAGAGCCCACCAACGGAAUGGAAAGACAAAGCAGUGCCAAGUCCACAACCAGAAGCGCGAAAAUUAACGUGCUGAACGAUAUCCAAAAGUCCAAGGGGAAGUGCCACAUAAAGAAGGACUACCGAAACAGUCACCUCGUAAAUUAUCACAUAAACAACGGAAUGAUAAACGCAAACAACAUCAGCUACAUAAAAUGUUUCAUGCAGUUACAAAACCUCUUUAAAAACAUGAAUUUGAAUAAUAGCGAUUUUGUCAAAAGUAGCAACAUGAAGUUCAGGAUAAACAGCCCCUUCAACAUUGAGCUGAAUAAUAUUUUUUUCAAUUUUUACAAAGAAAAAAUUAACAUCAAUAAUGUGAAAAAAAACUACCUAGAUAAUGAAGAGAAAUUAGAAUUACACAGUUACUAUUUGAAAACUUGUCUGAACAUUUUUAAGUCGUUUUUUCACGAAUACUUAUAUAUGAAUCUUACUAACCAUGCGGAUCUGAAGAAAAAAAGGAAAAAUGUGUACAAGAAUUUCUGUAUAGCUUUAUCAGACAUAUUUUUUAACAACUUAAGCUUCAACACAGAUGAGGAUGACGAGAAUUUUGAGCAUUUGCAGGGAGGAAUUGCUGUGUAUGAAUUUUACGAAAGCAGAUUUAAAAAGUUAAAAAUGAUGUUGAAAAAAAUAUUCAUGUAUUUGAAUAUCAUCUGUAGGGUCAUAAAGUACAUUCAGUUGAAGAAGGCGCUUUUUAACGAGAAUUUUGACCUGCACACUUGUAAAAUGCACGACGUUUUCUUCUUCAAUUAUCUCUACUUUUUUUAUAAUAAGUAUUCCAAAAGUUGUAGCAGUAGGUAUAUAAAGAAGCUGUGCGUGCGUUACGCUGUGAAGAAACGAGAAAUUGUUACCAGCUUACGUCGGAAGGUUAACACUGCCAAGGAUGAGGACUUUUACUUCCUCGACGUGUACCAGCGUCUCUUCGAGGGAGGUGUGCGGGGCACCACGUUGGACCCUAUCCCAAGCAGUGACGAGAAUUGUUCAAUGGGAGCAGUGGGAAUGACAUGCACAGACAACCCCGAUUCAACGACCAACGAUGCUAACCCUGUUAACAGGGUGAACAGGCUGAUGACCUUCUGCAAGUGCAUGAAGGAGGAACACAAGAAGGACGCCUUCUUCGAACCCACCAAGCAUAAGGCUGAUUGUGUUUUUCGCUAUCUCACCUCCACGCUCCACGAAGAUGUCCUCUUCCUGAAAAACAAAAACAGGGACUUUAACGAGAAGAUGAGCUACACGAAGAGGGAAACGUGCACCAAGGAAAGAAAAAUGCUUACCCUGACAGGCAGCGAAAACGCCAACCAAUAUAUAAAGGAGUUCCUAAAUAUGGAUCUUCCAAAGGACGAGAAACAUUUGGAGACAUUCUUCCUGAACUUAUUACAGAGGAAAAAAAAAACGUGCAUUCUAUGUUACUGUGUGAGACGUUAUUACCUGCGUUUUCUAAAAAGACUACAAAAGAGUGUAUCCUUCGAGGUGCUCGAUAAACAGAUCAACUUCAUCUUCGACAACAACUACCUGGAAAUCAUCAAAUUGUAUAAUAGACAGAAGAACAACUGUGACGGGGCUGCAAGUAACCACUGCGGUUAUCACUACGGUUACGACGGUCGUUACGAUUGUCGUUACGAUUGUCGUUACGAUUGUCGUUAUGAUUACCGUUAUGACUGCCGUUACGAUUACCGUUACGAUUGCGGCAACAAUCACAGGGGGCACCACAGCAACCACCAACGUGGACACCGCAACAGCAACAACUUCCAUCCCAACUGUAAAUGCUCCAGCCUAUUCAACUACAUAAACAUCGACUCCAUAGAAGCAUGCAUUAUCUACCUCCUCCAAAGUGUAUGGAAGUAUUACCUCUGUGAUAUUCUCACCAUCCCUAACGAAUUAGAACAAUUCUACGAUAAUUUGGCUAAAAAACACAAGAGGAAAAAGUACAAAAAUUCGAAGGAUGAAAAAAGCUGGAACUUUAUUAAGUACCUAAAAGAGGAGAAAACAAAUAACAUGAUAAACAAGUAUCUUUCCAACAAUGAGGAAAACAUGGAAAUGGUGUCCACCAAUGAGGAAAGCAAUGAGGAGAAGAUUGUGCAUAACAAUUUGUUGCUCACCAACUUCCAGUUCAUCGAUAUCAGUGCCAUUAAGAAGAACAUUGCGGCAUCGUCUGGUCUGGGCCAGGAUCAGAAGGGCCACUCCAACGAUGUUAACGGCAACAACCGGACAAGCAGUGAAGAGCACUCUAGCAGUGACAACUACGGGAAGAGGAAGCAGAAGAGCCACAAAAAAAAAAAGAGCGAAGCAAAAGUUGAAAAGAAGAAGACACAGAAGAAUGAGAAAGGGGCAAGCGAUUUCUACACCAUCGAUUUGAACAUCCUAGGGGAGGACGAACUGAGUGCAUACACAAAGUUCCCCAAUGGCACCCUCACCCUUUUGAAGGUGCUGCAGGGAAAACUGGACAACAGGGAACUGAAGAAAUUGCUGAAGCAGUUCAACCUUAGGGGAAUUAAAGUGAAAAGCGGAACGAGGGAACAAGGCAGGAGCAUCAUCGUGACGAAUGAGGUAGGGCCGGUCAGCAGAGGGGCAUCCCUCAGGGAGGAUGAGAGGGAAAAGAAGGAGAAGAAAGAAAAGAAGGAAAAGAAGGAAAGGAAGCAUGAUGAGAGGAAAGAUGAACGGGGCGAACAGUCUACCCCGAGAGAAGGGGUAACGAACACAGAGAUUGAAGAUAAGGGCAAAGGAAGAAAAGGCAAAAAGGAUGAAGAGAAGACGAAGGUAGGUAAGGGCAUCAAAAGAAAGGGAAGCAAAGAAAUCAACUUACCCAACGCAUUGGAGAGUAACCUGGAACAGGUCCUCACCGGAAGCAGCAACGUGGACGAAAAUUUCAUCUCCAAUUUUUACGUAAACCUUAAGUUGUUGAAGGAUAAGUUGGAUAAUAAUUACUCAGAAAAAAACAGCGGAAAGGACAACGAUGCUAUUCAGGAAAAUGCUCUAACCAGCGCCAUACACAAGGUCAGCGAAACGAUGAAGAAAUACAACAUAAAUAAUAUUAAUGAGAUAAAAAGUGUACUGGUAAAAAACGGAUACGACAUACGUAAAUGCUACAAUGGAAUCGACUUGAUUUUUCUGUUUCUGUCAAAAAUUAAAGGAGUCAAUGUGAGCUUCCUAAAUGGAAACAAUUUUAUUAACAACAAAAAUGUGUAUGAAAUAUUGCUGCAAAAUUUUAAGACGAUAAAUUAUGACAAUGUAGAGAAGGACUUUUACUCCCUGGAUUAUAUCCUUUCCACAUUUGAGUACAUAGAUGAGAUGUAUAUAUAUCAGAGGUACAAAUCCUUUUUUCAAUUUACGGACCUUCUGUUUACUGUGCAGAACGUGGUAUACGAUAAUUCAGACAUAACACAGGAUCUGUUUACCCCCUUCUUCGACGUUUUGAACAAUUUAUUUUGUUACGGUAUCGGUUUGGUGGAUAAUUUUAAUGAAAACUGUAAGGAGGUCAUCAAAAUUAACAGUUUAGAAUAUUUCUUGGAGCAUCUGCACAAAUGUAUUGGAUCCCUUUACAUCAUCGACAAGAACUUCGAGUGUAGGAAGGAGUUGUUUGGGUUCAUUCAGUACAACAGCUUCUUUUGGCACGUCCUUUAUAAGCAGUACAACUUUUUCUUAACCUACUAUGAUAUGAAGAAUCACUGCAAUAUUUUCAACGCCUUUUUGUUCCACUUUUUGAAUUACGCCUUUGAAUUUCCUUUGGACAAUUUCUUCAAAAUUGAUAAUAUACUAAGUGAAGAGAACAACGCGAUGGAUAAGAACCACUUCUACAGCUACUACUAUAGCACGGAGUUAUCCCUCUUCAUUUUCAACGCCAUCAUUUCUUUGAAUAACUUUAGCCGUAACCUGGAGCAGCCCUACAUGUUCUCACGAGGGUUUACACCCCUCUCGAUGCACCACACAGAUGAAGUAACAAUGCGGAAGAAGCACUUCCAGAAUUUCCACCUAAAGAAGGAAAACCUAAUCCCGUUUAUUCAAAGAAAGGAAAAGGAACUGCUCAGUCUGGGGUCUAUAAUAAACAUGGAGGUGACGAACAAAGCUAUAUACUUCAACAACACCAUCCAUAUGUUGAAUUUUAUUAUAAAGGAUUAUAAGAAGAAUAAAUUCGUAAACUAUGCCAACUCCGAUGUGAACAACAGUUUGUUCUACCUGGCCUACAACUACCCUAUCAUUAACGUCAACCCGAAGCAGCAGGACCUUCUGACCCUCUACCUAAGAAGCAUAUACACACAUAAUGAGAAUUUUCGAAAUAUUAACAAUUUGGUUUAUAUAUAUAGCAACUUCUUUUACAAUUUCCACAAUUUGUUUUUGUUCCUGAAUAAGAAGAACGACCUUUUCCUUUCGAUGUUCAAGCUGAGGUUCAAGGGGAAAUGCUCCCCGGAGAUGCGUAACUUUUUCUAUGACGCGGGGGAGGAAAUGGCAAGCCACGCCGUUGGCAAGGAAGCAGAUCCGAUCGAUGGGGUAACUGACCAGGCUGACCGGUCUAUUUCCCCACCCACGAUUGGCAACUACGAUCUGGCCAUACACAACUGCGUGAGCGAAGUGUUCUACCUGUACGACGGCAUCUUGUACGACGUGAACGAAACGGAAAACAUCGACUACUACUUCCAGGGAGGAGAAGCUUACCUGAAUUUUGUGCGUGACAGAAACAUGGAUUACCACCAGGAGAGGGAAGACCUCCUGUAUGAACAGAACGAGAGGGAGCGUAACGAAGCGAACGAAAUGGACGACGACGUGGAGAGACGCAUCGAAGAGGUGCUUCGCAGGGAACUGGUCACCACAGGCAAUGGGCCGAACGAAAUAAAUAGCAACGCAAUCAACAGCACCAAGGACAACUCCAAUAUCUUGAAGAACAAAAAUACAAACAAGAGGAAAAAAAACGAAAAAAAUGAAAAUUUCCUUCACGAACCGGAGUUAGAAAGAGAUAUAAUGAAUAUAAGGUUUACGAAGAAGGAGUUCCUUGGAAAGAACCUACCUUCCUUUUUUUAUUUCAGAUCACUCAUGUAUAAUCAUAAAAGUGUUAAGAAUAGUAAGUCGUCCGAUGUGGUACAUGCAAAUUGUUCCUCCUCCAGUGCACCAAGGAAAUUCUUCUACAUCUCGCUCCUCUUCAACAUUGACUUUUACAACAUCCGAGGAAUGCACAUUGAAAAUAAGUUGGUGUCGGAUCGAACUUUACUCAUUAAUAAAAUUUUGAAGGACAACAAGGGCAGAUUGCUAAAUGUGAAGGUCUUCCACCUGUACAAUAUUUUUUCCAAGAUUAUUGAACUUCACUACGAGGGAAAGAAGAACAAAAACAGCAGAAGCAACAACAACCACCACAGCAACAGUAGCAGCGGCCACGGGAACAACGCUGAGGACGGGUUCAUCAAUGGACUGGAUUACAAAACGGACGAGGAUUUUUACUACAAGGUGAAGAUGAAUCCCUCCUACUUCUUCCUCCUGUAUGCUAUUAAAAACGACUACGACAAGAAGAGCAAGAACAAGCUGAUUUUUAUGAAUGUAAAUUCUGACGUAGAAAGCUAUAUUGAGGACAAGAAGGAUAGUACUUACAAGUUUGACCUAAACAUUUUGCUUAUCCCCAUUUCUUCUCACAUUGUUCUGAGCAAGUACAAUGGCAAUAUCAACCUUUUCAAUGACAACGACUACCCGCUCAUUACGUUUAAGUUCCUCACCCCCACGUAUGACGUGGUCUGCAUAGGCAUGAUCAUCUGCUACUCGAAGCUGCUCCUCCAGGACUACAUCCUAAACUGGUUUAUCCCAAAAAUAAAGGAGCGCAAAUUAAUCAAAGAAGAUCUAGAAAUAAAACUGGAGGAAAUCAACGUCUAUGAAGAAUCCGAACUGAAUUGCCUGGAGAAAAUUAGGAAGUUCUCCUGCAGCAUUAAGAAGCUUCUGAAAAAAUACAACAAUACCAUAGUGAUCCAGCUGAAGAAAAUUCACAACAUGAAUAACGUACAUAUAAAGUGCAUAGAGAAUUCUAAGCUGGACAAAAGGAACUUCUGUUCCAACUGUAAGAGCAACUAUGUUUGCCUAUGCCAGAAGAUUAAAAAGGAAGAGCUCAGAAAAAAAAUGAAUUACAUUAAGGGUCAAGAGAAGAUGAUCAAGGCGAUUAGAAGCAACUGCGAAAUUAACCUCGAAAAUCUCACUGGAGAAGACACCAAUAAGAAGCGGAGUCAAACUUCUAACACGCGAAGUGGUGACAACUCAGGGAAGGCAGGGUCAGUAACUGGUAUACCAACAACGAACGUGCCGGAUGAGCUUCCAUGGGACGACAAUUUCAUGCAAACGUUAUACCAAAAUGAAGAACUCAUGGAAGAAAUGGACGUCCUGGAAAAUUCCUAUCGAUCGACGAACAGCUCAGUCCUCUCUGUGUCCAGUGACAACAUUUCAAACUUUUCCGGAGACGACAACUGCAUUUUGGACGAAAUGGAAAACACCACCAUUAUAUUUAAUAACGCCCUGUAUGAGGAUGAGGACCUUUUGCGAAAUGAAAAGAAAACACAGGAAAAAAAUGGCACAGGGGGAGAUCAAUCUUAUGUAAAUCCAAUUGAGGGAAACAGAGGAAAGAGAGAUGUCACAACGUGCAGUCUUGGAUGCACCGGUGUUGGAUGCGGGGGUGUUUGCAGUGGUGCAUGUGGAACUGGGUAUAACGCCCUCUGCAGUGGUGUGUGUGGAGGUACUUGUGUUGGCACAUGCGGACCCACAUGUAGCUGUGCUUGUGCCACCACCCCACGUGAUAACGCAAUCGAACGAAACCUUAGAAAGAACAACGCAAAAAAUGACAUCGAGGAAAUCCUCCUAUUCGAGUUUGAAAAGUUGAGCACAGAACAUGUAAAAGACGUGUAUACAAUACAGAAGAAGUUUGAAAAAUAUACGGAGGGUCUUUACAGCAAAAUGAUGAAUGAGAUAGCGAAGAAAAGGGAAGCCAGUAAAAAAGUCAAGGGGGAAGAAGAACACCACAGCAAGGACAUAUCGAAAGGGUCUGGACGAAGCAUCACCAACGCGGUUAGUGAAAGAAAGGAACAAAGGAAAAUAUUAGACAGUCAAACGGAGAAAAUUUUGGAGGAAGAAAGUGUUGUGGUUACCCAGGAUCAGCAGGACAAAGCGGCACAGACAUCCAAACAUGACACGAACGACUUGAAGACAUCUGCCGAUGCUUUGCCAAAGAAGGGAGAACAGAGUAAAGCCCAAGAAGACAGCACUUCGCAUCAACCCACUAGUAACAAUAAACGCGGUGCUAAGAACACCAAGGCUGAAAAAGGCGUAAGUAGUAACAACGCAGGGGUUAAGAACAAACGGGUUGUGGAAAACAGUACUGGUGCGAAUGACCACGAGCAGGUGGACAGUUUGACCCCCAAGGAGGAGAAAGCGGACCAGGGAAGUACGAAAGAGGGUGCGAAAAAAGUGGAAGCCAUUAGUAAGAAGAAAAGCGGCAAAGUCAAAAGUGACGACGUGAAAGGAGGCGAAAGUAAGGGUGCAAAGAAGAAAGCGGACCAAGGAAUUAGCACCAUGAAGGAAGGAGACGUCACGCAAAAGGGCGUUAGCGAGAGCGAAAUGGAGGAGGAGACGGACAAGCCAAGCGGGAAAAAGAGUAAGCAGGCCAAGGAGAAGAAGCAGAAAGGAGGAGACAAAGGGAAGGAAAGCAAAGAAGAAGGAGGAACGAAAAAGGAAGAAACGAAGAAAGGCGAUACCAAGAAGGUGGGCGCCGAAACGGUUGAAGGAAUCGGAGGGGAAGAGGAAAAAGCAGAACCCCAAAUGGUCGAAGAUGAGAACGUGGAGGAUGCCAUUAAUAACUACUUCUGCAAAAACAUUUCGGAGCAGAUCGAAAAAAUGGACAAAGUGGACACCGUCGCAGCGUACCUUUAUAACGAGUUGGUAGAAAUAACAAAGAAGAAACUGAAGAAAAACGUAAUACGGGUAGACAACCUAUCGGCAGAAGGGUACUUGACCAUAGGGGAGGAAUUCCUGAGCGCCAUGAAUGAGUUGAUUCUCAAAUUGAACCUUAAGUUUGGAUCAGAGGAAGGUACGAAGAAGCACCUUUCAAGUGGCGUCACCAGCGUAAGCACAAUGUCCAGUGGAAUAAAGGGCAACAAAGGAGGAGCAACAAUAAACGCGGCAGUAGGAGCAACCCCCACGGAAAGGAACACCGACGGUGACCAUAAUAAAAAGAGUACUUCCAAAGAUGUUAUUACGGAAGAACGGAAGGAAAAAAAAGUAACGAACAAGCACAAUAUAUAUGACAAUGAAAAUAUGAUCAAAUUGCUAAACAUGCUGAAGAGAAAAUUGAUUUCAAAAAUUCUCCUGCCAGAUAGCCAAAGUGAUAAAAGCAAAGCGAGAAAUAAAAAAAUUGUAAAAAAAAAAAAACAAGUGGAUAUUAAAUACAUUUGUGAAAUUUUCAGAAGGGAAUAUAUUUUCCACGACAAACUUUUAAUCUUAACACAACACAUUUUGGACAUAAACAUUAGGACAAAUAUCUUCCUCUUUGUGUACCUCUUUGCUGGCAAUUAUUUCUCCCUCAUCGAUUUGGAUUUCCUGCUUAACAAUAUUACCUACCUGAAUGACUAUGUGUAUUAUAAUAAGGUCAACGUGGAGGAGUCGCUUUUCUUCGGAGUAGAUAGUUGCUCUACCAGCAGCGCAACAGCGGUGGAAACAGCAGGAAGGACGACACAAAAAGAGGAUCAACAAUUAUCAAAACAGGAAAAAACGACCACCAUUCUUCGGAGCCAACACGGGAAUGCAAAAAGCGAGGCAUCCACAGAAGUGCUAACCAACAAUAACCAAAGUGGAAAGAAAAAAAAGAAAAAGAAAAACACACCAAAUGGCGUAGUGAUGGACGACGCAGACGAUGACCUUGACAAUGAUGAUGAGGGGGAAGUUGACUACGAUGACGACGACGACGAUGAAGGAAGAAGAAAAAAAAUAAUAAUAAAAAACGCACAAGAUGAGACCCCAGAAGAAGAUGUACUAAUCAACAUAAACAUUAGCAAAAUUAUUUACGUGCUUAUUCUCAUCAGUAACAAAAAAAUUCUUGCUCAUCUGGUGGAGGAGAGAUCCCCUAGAUCGCUCAGUCCCAAUUACUUUCUCGAACUGAAUAAGAACUACUACCAACUGGUGAACACGGAAUAUUUGCAAAUUAUGAAGGAGGGGUAUGCAAAGGACUGGAGUGAGAAUUUCGAGAAGGACGUGGCUUUCUUCGAUAGCCUCAACGUGGAUGAGCUUGUAGUAAAUGGUACGACUACUUCUGAUGACAAUGUUGCCAGCUCUGGGGAGGUUUCCCAUCCAUUUGGCAAUGACAGGAAGAAGAAUGACGCUGGAGAUAAGAAACACGAUUUGGGAGAAGGAAAAAAAGGAGACCCCCUAAUUUUAGCAGACAGUGAGCUAGCCGUCAUGAACGAAAACGACCCCAUGCAUGAAAGGACCCUGCGGAAAUACAUCCACUUGCACAAUUUGAUCAAAUUUAAGUUGAACUUUAAUAUUGCCAUGAGGAAAAUUAACUACAUGAAGGAGAAGGAUUCCACCUCUUCCUUCUACGCCCUAGUGUUUAAAUACAAUAGUGACUUGAUAAGAGGUUUGCAUAGUCGGCUCCCCCACCAGGCAACAAAGACGCGCUCGCUUCCUCACCGAGCAGGCAACGGGGAAUGUAAGGCAAAGGAUCAAUUACCCGCAACUGCUACCAUCCAUAGUAGUAGUGGUAAGGACCUCCAGGUUAGCGUUAAAGACAUCGGAAGGAUGAAGGAAAUUUAUGAAAAGUUCGCCUCAAGGAAUGCCAAGCCAAACCUAAUAAAGGACCUCUACAGUAGGAACGUCGAAAUUAACCAGCUACUGAUGAACACGUUCUUGGACAAGGGCAGUUGUUUGAAUCAGCCCCCGAGUGGCACCACGAAAAAAGGACAACAGCACCACGUCGCUAAAGCAGAUGCAUUGACCAACACGAAGGAGGUGAAGAUAAAUCUGCCCAAGGUGGGCCCCAUUAAUGACGACUCACAGAGUGAAAUUCAAUUGGGGGCAGGAAACAGGCCCCACGAUAAGAAGGUAUCAGUAGUAGUAGGUACGAUGCUGAAGAAUAAUUACGCCUCGUUGUAUGACCAGUCACCCUCCAACAAGAACAGCACCAAUUUGAAGGUCUCUGGUGCACAGGGUCAGAUCACCGACGGAGUUGCACCCAUCAUAAGUAGCAACAAUAAGGGAAAGAAGGCAACCACGGUGGAUGGAGGAAAAAAUGUCUCCAGCAGCGCGAAUGAAGUUGAUUCUCCGGUGGAAGACGCAAAAGGUGGAAAGGCAGCCCCCACGUCAGUUCCCACAUCGCCCACAGGGGCAUCACCAGGAAAUGAAGGCACAAUAAGUGCGGUGACUAGCAUGAGUAGUAACAUGAACGCAGGUGCGGGUGCUUCCAAUUUGCAAAUCGGAAUGGGUAUAAGUACCACCCCUAAUAUAAACAGCACCCUGCAACCGAAUAUUAGCACCAUGGCCGCACAGAUCAAGUUUGCCAAGAAGAGCAAAUUCAAAAGAAUCUUCAAUAAAGACAUUCCAUACAUUUGCAACGAAGGAGAAACGUGGAUGGUCAUUUAUAAGCCCGCAUACUAUCACUGCUCAGCGUAUACAUCCCACAACAGAUAUAAUUUCCUAGUAAACAUUAACAAAUAUAGUGAUUACUUUUACAACAUUUUAGAAAAAAUCUGCCUCAAAUGUAAAAUGAAGACGAAGUUUAUGUGUAUCCCAUGUAAAGAAAUGGAGAACAUUUGCAACAAGUGUGAAAAUAUUGUAGCGAGAUUUUGCAAGAAAUGUAAUUUAUUAAUAAAAAAGAAUCGAGAUGUUCUAAAAAUUAUUAACAGUAUAUCUUUGAAUGACGUUAUAUAUAGUGGUCGGGUGGAGUCAUUUCACCUCUACAUGAUGAAGUCCUUUCCUCAUUUGGAGACGGUUAAGAAAUGGCACAAGUUGGAAUGCGGAUUGUGUCACCGUAUUGAUUUGGAAACCUCAGGUAGCUUGAUCAUUGCUAAAACGAAGGAUGCUCGUGAUUUCCUCUUUGACCAAUUUAGAAAAAGAAAUGUAUACAAGGAAUACCUAUUACUGUGCCAUGGGCGGAUUAAGAAGAAGAAAGGAUGUAUUAAUAAAUCUAUACAGACACACGAGUAUAACAACUUCCAUAGCAAAAGUCACUUCAGUUUGGUCGUGAAGACGGGUGGCACGGAUGCCUACACAGAGUAUAACUGCGUCAAAGUUUUCAAACUUAAAAGGAAGAUUGAGGACAUCGUGCAGGAGAUCUUAUCUGGAAAAUACAACUGCAACAGUACCGUUAAGAAGGACAUAAACAAGGAAAUAUACUGCAAUGAUUAUUACAAAUUUUUGGAUGACGACAAGAGGAAUUUUGCCACUGUUAUUCAGCGCUUCUUCGUUCAACAGGUCAAGCCAUCUUCCAAUGGGGACACACCAGACAGCACCGAUCCAGUGACCAACGGGAAUACCAGCUAUCCAUGUGAAAAUCCCAUGUAUGACACCCCCAUACUGGAAGGCAACGAUAACGAUUCAUUCCUACAGAGGAGCACCUGCAGAGUUGUCCUAAACUACCACUCCGAUUCGCAAAUCGAUGAACUUACAAAAGGGGAGGGAAAGAAGAAGGCAAGAAAAUGGAUUAACAAAAAUGAAAGAGGUAAGGAAUAUUCCACGCAGGGUCUCGACAAGGACGAACACGAAGCAGCCACAUCGGAAGACGAACUAAACAACACUCUGUCCAAACGGGAGGCACUACUGAAAAAGCUGAACAUGUCCAAGGGGGACAAAAACAGUAAUAGACAUAAUAAGUACGAUAACCGUUUAGGCUACCCAGCCGUGAAGAGAAAUGUGUGCCACCACCUCUGCUUUAGAUGCAACUCCAUCUCGGAAGAAUAUUUCCAAAUCGAUCCCAAAGAAGUAGAAAAUUACACCAAAGAAUUCACCCUCUGUAAUGUGAAGAUCCACACAGGUAGAACCCACCAAAUACGGGUUCAUAUGAGACAUAUAGGACACCCCCUAGUGGCAGACAAGAAGUACCUGAACCCGUCCCUCAGCAAUUUAGACAAGUACUGGUGCUUCAGAAUGUUCCUGCACUCCGUCAUCCUCGAGUUCAACAACCCUGACUACUACUUUUACAGCAUAAAUGAAGAUUUGAAAAAAAAGAAAAAAAUCUACACAACUGGUGGUGCUGGCGGGGUCACCUCCAUGGGUGGUUCACCUUACAAAGUUCCAGACAGAACUGUCAAGGCUAUAUGUCCCCUCGCCAGCGACCUACAAACCGUGUUGGAGAACGAGCUCGAAGUUGCAGAAAGUUUGGAAGAUGAAAAUAGCUACGUCAAUCGUAUCCUCAAAAUGAACAUUAAUGAUAAGCGAAAUGAGGCCAUGAAGAUCUCCAGACAGAGGACCACCACGGAGGAGCCAACCAAAGAGGACGGUGAUCGCGAUUGGGAGAUGAAUGUGACGCCUACCCGUGGGGUUAGUGCACCAACUGGCAAGGUGACCGACCAGACCGGCACGAAAAACGCAGCGGAAGAGAGAUACCACGAGGGAGACGACCGAAAUGAGUAUGACGAUUAUGAGGAACUUGAUGAGUUCGGCCAAUUCGAUGAGGAUGAGGAGGUAAAUGAGGUGGUCGCUGAGAAGGGGGAAGACGACCCCGACCUGGACGAUGAGGAGGAAAGUGAUGACGAAAACGAUGAGGACGAGGAAGAUGAUGAAGAGGAUGACGAAGACAGCGAGGAUGAUGAUGAUGACGACGAGGAAGAGGAAGAAGAAGAGGAAGCGGAAAACGUUGCCAUCUACGCUGGAGGAGACCACACAAGAAGUGUGCACGAUACGCAGGAGCAUGCACAAGGGUCAGUCAACCUGGCAGGCGAGGAAAAGACACCAUUAAAGAAGAAGGGACCGAAAAGAGGACAAAGUGAACCGCUCCUAACACAGCUGCUGGAACAGGAGAAGGAAGACGAUCCCCCCCUUGAUGGUACCAAAAAGACAUCCGGAAAGAUCAAAGAGCUUAAGGAGAAGAGAAAAUCAAGCACAGCAGGAGGGGUCAGUGUAGACGGCGCGUCAUAUUUAGAGUCAGACAAGGAAUGGGCUGAUGAAGAAGAAGAACAACAACAUGAAGAGGAGGAGCAAGAGCAACCCCUCAGUGACGCAUCACUGCUAUGUACGAACAAAAAAACGAUCUUCAAAUUGCACUAUAACGAUAUUUUCCACAUGAAAAAGAACUCACCAGAGGGAGAAGUAAACGAAGGAGAAACAACGCCACACAGCAAUGGUGGUGAUGUGCAGGCAUACAAAUUGACAGAGGAGAAUCACAACAGUGCCAUUGGCCAAGCAAUAGACGACGAGAUUAACAGAAAGCUUAGAACAGACUUUAUCUUCCUCCUGAACGAAGCUAAAAUAGUGAUUGAUAGCAUAAUACGAAACAGCUUUAUUUAUAAGACAUAUUUUUACUUUUCCAAGCUGAGGAAGACCCUCUUUUAUAUUUUAGGCGCCUUUGGAAAAGAUGCUUUGAGGAAGAAGAAGAGUUAUGUAGAAUUGAAUUUAACGGAAGAGAUGUUUAAGGAGGUGGGAGAUAAAGUCGAGAGGAGAGUACCAGUGGAGUUCCUGCAUGAGCUGAUUUUGUGUCUGUCUUACCUGUUUAAAAAUAAUCUGCAUGUGAAGAAACGGAAGGGAGAUAUCGUUGUGUAUGCCCUGAGGAAGCACGUGAAGUUCCCCCAGGUGGAAAGUGGCGAUACGGUAGACGCAGUACCUGUGAAGAGUUCCCACCCUCAUGACCAAGCUAACCGAACGAGCGAAACGAAAAGCAUCGUGAUGACCCACUUCCACAACAUCCUGUACAACCUAAACUAUGCACUGAAGCAAAAAGGAAUAAACACAUGCCAAAAACUCAAGAGCCAAAUUGUGGGUAGCACAAAAAGCGUUUAUUUAAAAAUCACAUGCAUUUUUACCAUCAUCAUGAAAAAGCUUAACGCACAGGUGUAUCUCCGAGAAGACUUCCACACGGUCAACUUCAUAAAGAACAAAAAUAUGUUUAGGCUGAAUAGCGUGGAGCAGUUUUUCGUUUUAUACAAAUUUUACGAGGAGAAAAAGGAACUAACGGAACGUAGGCUAGCCAGCAUUAGCAGCAUCAGUAGCAUCAGGAGGGGCAAGGUGGCAAAUACGAAGGUGAAAAACAGGGCAGCGGAAAAUCAUCUCAUGGAAAAAAUAAAAAAGAUAUUCUUUAAGGUCCACAAGGAGGAGGAGAAGAUCAGAGGCACUACCAACGUUCUACAGGAGGAGUAUGGGCAAGUCAAGCAGGCAGAGCGGCAACAAGAUCAACGGAUCCAUGACGCUGCGUACUACCGGGAGAGGGGCGAACUACCCUAUUAUGUGCACACCGACCGUCACGACCAGAUUAGCAGAAACGAAGAGAUCACUCAGAAAAAUCAAGGCAUCAGUAGGAGCUUCGGCAUCAUCGAGGACCAUGCACACAUCGACCUGGAUGCCCGACUCAGGAAGGAGCACUACCUGGAGGGACGGAAGGGAAACCCCUAUAUGGGCAACUUCGAGCCGUUCGACAACUUUGGUCCCUUCGACACCAUGGCCCGCAUGCAAGCUCUUGGAGGAAAGCCAAACGGGGAAGGAAUGGAAAAUUUGCACCAUUUGUCAAACAUGCAGGGAGCACAGAAUGUAGGUAGCUUGGCCAACCUGCCCACCCUGCAAAGGUGCCGAAACGAGAACAGAGAUCACUUGGCAAACUUGGAAUACAUGCUACGCAUGGAGGGAGAGCGGGGCGCCAGAUAUGAUGGCAUUUCUCCCUUCGAUGAGGAAAGCAAACUAGCCAACGAACUUUUAAAAAAAAGCAACUACAAUAGAUUGGUUGGCAGUAGUGGCCACCUCCCCUUGGAUCAGCACAGUCAACACAGUGCCUACCUGCUCAGUACAGGUGACCCGCUGAAGGGAAAAUUCGAAGUGAUGAAAGGUCUAGACGAAGAAGCCGCCCGGGAAGCGCAGCAAAUGAUGCUCAUGGGUAAGGAGAGCGGCAACAGCAAUGGCCAGUAUGAGCUUCGCCAGAACAGUCAUUUACCAGGGUUCUGUAGCAAUAUGCCUCCAAGCGGUUUAUUGAACAAGGGUUACGCACACCAACGAGGAGCCAUCCCAUUUGUGGAAGCGGCAGAUGGGGAAAAAAGUCAGAGAGAAAACAAAACGGCGUUCUUUAGCUUUGGUGAAAGUAGGAACAUGUUUAACCAUGGAGGUGGUAAUCAUCAAGGGUCGUACGGGGGAAGUGGCGGCUACAGGAAGGGAGGUGUAGAAGAUAUAGGUGUGGAAGGCGUAGGAAGAGUUGGCCGAGAAUUGGUACCCACCGGCGAGGAAGGAAAGUAUGACAUUAAAGGACGGGAUGCCAGGGGGUACGAAGUGGAACGCAUGCACCAGAUGGAGUUAAUGCGCCGUGCAGAGCACAUAGAUCUUAACCACGUGGGGGAGGAGGAGGAUGACGAAGAAAACGGGUACAACAACUUCAUCAAGGAAAUCGAACGGAUAAAAAUGGAAACGAACAAAUGUCAGGAGAACUACGAAAAGGAAAUGAUCGAAAUAAAAAAAAAAAAAAAAGAAAUAAAAUAUAUAAAGGAAACAAAAAGAGAUGAAGAAAUAAAUCGAAAGUUUGCAGAUGCCACGUUAGCCAAUUUUACGCUCCUCUUAUUGAACGCCUUUCAGUUGUACGGUCUAAGCAUGGUAAUAAAAUUGCUCGUAUAUGAAAACGAUAUGAUCCUCCCGCAGUUUAAAGAAAACCUGAAGCAAGACGACACCACAACGAACAUUGAAUUUUUUAUUAACAUUUCCAUCGAUAAAAUUUUUGAAUACCUAUUGUUGAAAAAUAUUCUAAGCAAUGUAAACAUAAAGAGGUUAAAGGAAAAGUUCAUUCAGGGACAAAGUGCAUUUGAAGCCAUUAGAAAUGACGCCAAUAAUCUGAUAAAGGAAAAUAUAAAGGAACAAAACUUUGUGUACAUUUUGUAUAAAGACAGAUCUCGUAUGUUUGAUGUCUACGAAAGGAAGAAAACGAUCUACAACUUUCUGAUCAUCCUAAUCGAUAAGGUCCUUCAGAAAUACCUCAUCAAUGAAUACGUUAUGAUUAGGCGCAAUGAAAUUUAUGAGAAAAUGCUCAGGAUGCUAAAUCGAAGUAGGGAGAUUGUGAACAAUAAGGAGAGACGCCAACCUUCUAUACGAUUUGGUGACAAUGCGGGUAAUAGUGGAACGCCUGAUUAUGGUUUCGUUGGUCCGGAGCAGUUUCGCCUCGAAAAGGGAGCAGUCACCAUGGGGGGAGGCCUUAGCGGGGUUAGUGAAGUUAGCCCACUGGAUGGUCCCUUCAGCGGAUCUUUCACCGGCGGAAUGGACCUGCACGACCCGCGUACCCACAGGAGGGAAUUCCCCCACGGAGGCAGCGCCAGUUACAUGAACUUCAACCAGGAGAGAAGAGGCAACCUGCACGAGCAGAAAAUUCUGAAGGAGGUGGGUCACUUCCCCGGCAUGGCCUACCCAGGUAUGCACGACCACGUAAAAGGUGCACCGGUGGCGGGAACCAAUCCCUACACCAGCAACAACAGCAAUGCCACCAAUUUGAACAAAUUUCACGACCUGUAUGGAAAGAUCAAUUACAGUGCGGAGGUGGAAAGUAGAAGCGGCAUAGACGGAAGGAUCGGAAUGGAUGAUCAAAUGAACCUCGAUGGUAGAGUGCCAGUGAACAACCUGGGCGGCGUCCCCGGAGGAGGAAGCAGCCCCCCUAUCGAUAAAGGAAAGAUUCUGAAAAACAGCUCCUACAAUGACAUCAACGCGAUGCAAGUGAAGAGCAAAUAUGGGAAUGGUCAUCUCUAUGGGGUCGGAAAUUACAAAAGUAACUCCUUCAGCACGAACAAUUUGAGUCUCCUACAUCUCCAGACCAACCAGUUGGCGGCCCCGGGGAAGGGCACUGGACACAGCGGCAGUCAUGGAGCAUGUAGUCACACCCACAUCAACUGCAGUUGCUGCCACGAGGAAACGAUUAACCAUUUGGCCAAGGCCCCAUCGAAUGAAAAGAAUUUGAAAGAAAUAAACCUCAGCACGAACUUGAAUAGAGGAAACUACGACGCUGACCAUUUCGACCACUUCUAUAGCGGUGGUACCAACAGCAGAGUGUUGAACACUUAUCACGACAUGGAAAAGAAGAUCACGCAAAAGAAAGGCGAAAAUGAACAUCCCCUCCUUGUACCUCCCCCCAAUUACACAAGCAGCAUAAGCAGUAUGAGCAACCUGAGCAGCGUUGUUGGGAAGCCACACGCACGAAGUGGCCAAAGCGGAAAAGCAACGAGCAUGUCCUUCCUGGAUGACUUCAAAACAUCCAUACAGCAUUUUAUAAACAACAAAAAUGAUAAGGAGGAAUUCGAAAAGGAGCAGGACAAGAAGAAGAAAAAAAUCCUCGAACAGAAACACAUCUUGCGAAUGAAGGACAGUAGCAAUAAUGAGGAAAAUGAGAAUAUUAAAAAAAUGAACAGCUUUUAUGAAAGUAUUUUGAGCAAUGCGUUGGGUCAAACGGAGGAACGGAACAUGGAACCCCCUAACGUUCUGUCUGAAGCGGAUCGCGAGGAUGACUUGGACAGUUACGACAGGAAGAAGCAGAAGGCCCGUGAAAAGAAGAAGAAGAAAAAGGACGGAAACCUCAGCGGUGGCGAUAACCACAGUGGAAAGGACCAUGCGGAUGAACAGGCUGAUGAUGCGGGUACGUACCAGUUGGACGGAAACAAUGCACCCAGCACAAACGUGAAUGCUUACCCACAAAGCUUUGGAAAAUCCAUCGGGGAGAUCUUCUGCAAAAGUAAUAUGAGUAGAACAAACGAAGAAAAGGAAGAACAGGUAGCCAUAAAGGACGCCGCUAUAUACCACAGCGAGCGCACAAAUAGGAGUGCUAAUCAGCUGAGUGCCCCCCUGAUGGAGGAAAAUGCCUACAUGAACGAAAACCUAGAAAUGAAGUAUAGAGCAUUAUUUGCCAACGUAACGGAAAACUUCAUUCACCACAACAACAAUAUGAUGACUAAAAACAGCAACGCGAAGAUGCCACAGGAAUACAAGGAUGCCAUGCUUAACAACACAAUACCGAGAGGGAAUCAAGUGGAAAGUAAACGACUAGCUCAGGACUUUCGAAUGAAUAGCAAUAAUUCCGUCACGAACUAUAUGAAUGAACUUGUCCCUCCCCCACCAUCCACCUCGUCCCCCUCCUACAAUAACAACAAUUUGAAUCGCAUGGAAAAAGGCCCACAUGAUAUGGACCUCCUGAAUAGCAGCACCCCCAACGCGUUGCUAUUUAAGAGGCUGGGGAAUGUUGGAUCGAUGAGGGGCGAUCUCCCCAUUGGGCACUACCUGAACGAAAACAACCACGGGGGUCAGCACCUACCUAAUAUGAAGUACCAGAAUGCACUGAAGAAUAAUUUCCCCUGCGGAGGAGGCGAACCUACCAAAAGCAUGAGCGAGUCCAACAUCGUAAAUAUGAUGGCGGAUCUAAAUAACAAGGACCUCUUUAAACAAAUGAACAUAAAUAGUGCAGGCAGUGGAAGUCACAUGGUGGCGGACGCCUUUUUCCCGGAAGGUAACAACCAUGGGAUGAUGAUGGGCAUGCAGAAUGGCAUCAGGAGGAACGUGCCGAACAAAUAUAGCCUGCUCGGGGUGGAGGGCACAGGCAAGUCGGUCGAUCCUCGUAGCAGCAGCCACAUCAGCGGUGGAAAUAUUAGCGGUGCAAGUGGGAGAGGCCACGUGCAUCUGCACCCCUCGAACAGCUACAGCAACAUAUAUGACGCCAAGAUGAACAACUCUGUCUUUUUGAGGAAGUAUGGCCACCCAAACUCCUUUUUCAACCUCGAGGAGGGGAAGGAAGAGCCCAGCAACAGCGGAAACAACCAGAGGAGCAAAGCCAAUAUUAUACCACCAAGCGACCUGAUGAACAUGCACUCUGCAGAAGAGCGCAAUAAGCACAUGCUUUUCUUAAACAACGGAUAUGACAUAAUAAACCCAAACUGCGUGAGAAGCCCCAAUACGGAUGUGCCAAAUGGAAAGGCCCCACACACCUACGCAGAAGUGAAGAGCAUGUUUAGAGAGGGAACAUCUAUAAACAGCGGCAACAUAAGCAGUAGUGCAAGCGGUAACAACCUGGGAAUGCAGUUUAGCAACCCCCUGGGUUCCACCUAUUUCAACAAAACCUAUGCCAAUGUAGAGCUGGCCAACAAAUUUAAAGACUUCGACGAGAGGCAACAGAAUUUAAUUUACAGCCUGAUGAAGCAGAAGGCAGACCAGGAAGGAAUCAGUAGCAGCACCGCCAUUGGACACCAUAAAGAGAGUAAGGGCAGCAAUAAUAAUGCCCAGUUUGGCAAAGGCAGAGGAGGAGGGGCUAGCUCUUCCGUGGAGGCAGAAAUACGGAAUCGAAACGCCAGCAGGAAGAAGCAAGGCAAUACGAAAAAGCACACGGAUGGAGAAAAGCAAAGCGUUAGCAGUACUACGCAGGACCACUUGGCAAGCUACCCAAAUGCCCCCCAAAGUAAAAGCAGUAGCAACGAAAUGAAACACGAACACCUGAAAUUGAGCAACGGGGCAACGCAGAAGAAAAGUUCUCCCAGUUUUAAAGACAUAAGCAACAGUAGCAACCCCCACACGCAAAGAUCCAACAUGAACUUUGGCUUCAAUAGCUUGGCCGCCUAUAUGAAUAAUGCACAGGUGAAGUCGAGUGGGCGAAAGGGUGCGAUGCCGUCAGAGGAGCAGCACAGUAGUGCCGCUGGAAGUGGAAGCACCAUUUGGGGAGGACUACCAUUUCUUCGCUUUACUAACCGUGCCCGCACGGAUGAAGGACGCGGUAGCAACAAAUCUGCUAACAAGAACAACUCUUAUAAUAGUGGUGAUCCAUAUACAGCAGAAUUUCCCACCAAAGGGGGGUUAGAAAUGGGCCCAGGUGACGGGGCAAGUGCUCCUCCAAACAGCAGCGGUUUGCACCACCUACCCCUUGAUGACACGUCGAUAAAAAUUAAGGAUAAUAAAAUGGCUCUGUCCGGCAAUAGUAAUAGUGGCACCGAAUCGAAUACACCCAAGAAGAGCGUCGACGCAGCCCCACAGAAAAACACAAAUGAGGAACAAACGCCCAAGGGAAGUGGGCCGUCCAGCAAUGCUAAGGGCAGUAGCGGAAAGGGGAAAGGCAAUAAGAGUAAGGGUGCGGGCAAGGGGAACAAGAACAGCGGGGGUGGCAAGAACGACAAGAGCUCCAAGUAA